Trypanosoma brucei brucei TREU927 is the source of this 1584-nucleotide messenger RNA. RefSeq names its product dihydrofolate reductase-thymidylate synthase. The coding region runs from base 1 to 1584 and encodes 527 amino acids. The record is from RefSeq and is a predicted model, not a curated record. Lineage: Eukaryota; Euglenozoa; Kinetoplastea; Trypanosomatida; Trypanosomatidae. Gene Ontology annotation, cellular component: cytosol; mitochondrion. The transcript has a single exon. Gene Ontology annotation, biological process: tetrahydrofolate biosynthetic process; one-carbon metabolic process; dTMP biosynthetic process. Gene Ontology annotation, molecular function: dihydrofolate reductase activity; thymidylate synthase activity.
AUGCUCAGUCUUACGCGUAUCCUCCGCAAGAAAAUUCCUGUUCAUGAGUUGGCGGGGAAAAUUUCCCGCCCUCCCCUGCGACCCUUCUCUGUUGUUGUAGCGUCGGACGAGAAGGGUGGGAUUGGGGACGGUGGUACGAUCCCCUGGGAAAUACCUGAGGAUAUGCAAUACUUCAGAAGGGUAACGACAAACCUUCGGGGGAAAAAUGUAAAGCCAUCGCCAAGUAAACGGAAUGCUGUUGUGAUGGGGCGGAAAACAUGGGACAGUCUUCCACCAAAGUUCCGUCCACUGUCUAACCGCCUUAAUGUUGUGCUGUCACGAAGUGCGACAAAGGAACAGUUGUUGGCUGGUAUCCCUGAUCCCAUCAAACGAGCGGAGGCUGCGAAUGAUGUGGUUGCUGUGAACGGUGGGCUUGAAGACGCACUUCGGAUGUUGGUAAGUAAGGAGCACACAUCUUCUAUCGAAACGGUGUUUUGCAUUGGUGGCGGGACUAUAUAUAAACAAGCCCUUUGUGCCCCAUGCGUUAAUGUGUUGCAAGCUAUCCACCGGACGGUGGUCCGACCAGCCUCAAAUUCGUGUAGCGUUUUCUUUGACAUCCCAGCCGCAGGGACAAAGACCCUGGAAGGACUUGAGUUGGUGCGGGAAAGCAUAACGGACGAACGGGUAUCAACCGGAGCUGGCGGAAAGAAAUAUCAGUUUGAGAAGCUUGUCCCCCGAAACAGCGAAGAGGAGCAGUAUUUAAAUCUCGUUGGCCGCAUAAUUGAUGAGGGAUGUACGAAAUGUGACCGCACGGGUGUUGGUACCCGCUCCCUCUUUGGGGCCCAGAUGCGUUUCUCUCUCCGCAACAAUCGCCUGCCAUUACUAACCACGAAGCGUGUCUUUUGGCGUGGAGUAUGUGAAGAGCUGUUGUGGUUUCUUCGGGGAGAAACAAAUGCAAAGUUGCUGAGCGACAAGGGGAUUCACAUAUGGGAUGGGAAUGGCUCACGAGCAUUCCUUGACAGUCGUGGCUUGACUGAUUAUGAUGAGAUGGACCUCGGACCUGUUUAUGGCUUCCAGUGGAGGCAUUUUGGUGCCGACUAUAUUUCUUGCAAGGAGGAUUCCGAGGGGAAAGGUGUUGAUCAGAUUGCAAACAUUGUGAAGUCAUUGAUAGAGAACCCGGAUGACCGUCGCAUGAUUUGUACAGCUUGGAAUCCGGCCGCCUUGCCACGCAUGGCGCUCCCACCAUGCCACAUGAUGGCGCAAUUCUACGUGAGCAAUGGGGAACUCUCAUGCAUGUUGUACCAGCGGUCAUGUGAUAUGGGUCUUGGCGUCCCCUUCAAUAUUGCUUCGUAUGCACUGCUUACAUUCCUCAUGGCAAAAGCUUCUGGACUUCGGCCGGGCGAAUUGGUGCACACCCUUGGCGAUGCACAUGUUUACAGUAACCAUGUGGAGCCGUGUCGGAAGCAAUUGAAACGCGUGCCCCGCCCGUUCCCUUUCAUCGUGUUCAAACAAGACAAAGAGUUCCUGGAAGACUUUCAGGAAAGCGAUAUAGAGGUCAUCGAUUAUUCUCCGUACCCCGUAAUUUCUAUGGAGAUGGCGGUGUAG